Suhomyces tanzawaensis NRRL Y-17324 is the source of this 273-nucleotide messenger RNA. Its product is annotated as dynein light chain. The transcript is spliced from 2 exons. The record is from RefSeq and is a predicted model, not a curated record. The coding region runs from base 1 to 273 and encodes 90 amino acids. Gene Ontology annotation, biological process: microtubule-based process; cilium assembly. Gene Ontology annotation, molecular function: dynein intermediate chain binding; dynein light intermediate chain binding. Lineage: Eukaryota; Fungi; Ascomycota; Pichiomycetes; Serinales; Debaryomycetaceae. Gene Ontology annotation, cellular component: cytoplasmic dynein complex.
AUGUCUGACUUGCAAAAGACCCCCAUAUUGAAAGCAUCCGAUCUUCCUGAAGAAAUACAAACCAAAGUGUUUGAAUUGUCGUUGCAGGCCACCACAUACAAAGUCGAGAAGGACAUUGCCACCUUCCUCAAGAAGGAAUUGGACCAGUUGUACGGCCCUACCUGGCAUGUUAUCGUGGGCAAGAGCUUUGGCAGCUAUGUCACCCACGAACAGGGAUACUUCAUUUACUUCUAUAUUGGAGAAUUGGCAUUUUUAAUCUUCAAGAGUGGUUAA